AUGAGGAGACCUCUCUUCGAGCGUAUUGUUCAUGCAUUAGGAGAAUGGUCUCCGGAAUUCACACAAAGGAGAGAUGCUCUUGACCGUGAUGGACUCUCUCCAUUGCAAAAAUGCACGUCGGCUAUUCGGCAAUUGUCUUAUGGUACCCCAGCGGAUGCUCUGGACGAGUACCUCAAGAUUGGUGAGAGCACUUCAGUUAAGUGCUUAAAAAUGGUUGUCGAAGGCGUGAUUGAUACAUUCGGCGAUAAGUAUUUGCGAAGACCCAAUGUUGAUGAUGUGCAACGCUUACUUCAUAUUGGCGAGAGUCGUGGGUUUCCUAGCAUGUUAGGAAGUCUUGACUGUAUGCACUGGCGAUGGGAGAAAUGUCCUAUGUCAUGGAAGGGACAAUUUACCAAUGGGUAUAAAGGCGCUCCUACUCUUAUUCUAGAGGUGGUUGCUUCUCAAGAUCUUUGGAUAUGGCAUGCCUUUUUUGGUCUUGCUGGAUCGAACAACGACAUCAACGUGCUUAAUCGAUCCACGUUGUUCAUUGAGCAACUGAAAGGGAAAGCUCCACGGGUAAAUUAUAGUGUCAAUGAGAAGGAAUACCAACUUGGUUAUUACCUUGUAGAUGGAAUAUACCCCGAGUGGGCAGCAUUUGUGAAGUCAAUACCGAUGGCUCAAACGGAAAAGCACAAGUUGUUUGCUCAAUAUCAAGAAGGAGCAAGGAAGGACGUGGAACGUGCUUUUGGCGUGCUCCAGGCCCGAUGGUCCAUUUUACGGUGUCCGGCGCGCUUAUAUGACCGGGGCGAUCUCCACCACAUUAUGGUAGCUUGCAUCAUUCUACACAAUAUGAUCGUCGAUGAUGAAAAAGAAGAGGCGGGCAAUAUUCUUGAUUUGAAUGAGGAAGCAGGAACAUCAAUUGUCCUUCCAUCGGUAUUUACUCAUGGUGAUAUACCAGUUUUUGCCGAGGUACUUGAAAGAGAUGCUAGAAUCCGCAAUCGUCCAAGGCAUAGAGCCCUAAAAGAUGAUUUGAUUGAGAACAUUUGGAAAAAGUUCGGGCCUCAUUAG
Molecule: messenger RNA, 1047 nt
Organism: Lolium rigidum
Lineage: Eukaryota; Viridiplantae; Streptophyta; Magnoliopsida; Poales; Poaceae
Exons: 1
Coding region: 1-1047 (348 amino acids)
Source: RefSeq, a predicted model, not a curated record